This is a messenger RNA of Epinephelus lanceolatus (giant grouper), 2564 nucleotides long. Its product is annotated as tetraspanin-15. Gene Ontology annotation, cellular component: plasma membrane. The record is from RefSeq and is a predicted model, not a curated record. NCBI's taxonomy places the organism in Eukaryota, Metazoa, Chordata, Actinopteri, Perciformes, Serranidae.
CCGUACGGAAGUGGUUUUGUUUCGGUGGCUGCCCACAAUAGUAUGUGAGAAAUGAGGGCUGCUACGUAUAUAAAAUUCAGUUAGCUUUCCUAAAUGCGUUUUUUCCAUUCAUUGACAAUAUUUAAUGUCUUAUUAUCAUUAUUUUGAUAUUGCCUGAACUAAACGAAGGAUAGCUAGCUAGCUUGUUGGCUAGCUUUACUAAAGCAAGCAGCCAUGCCGUCCUACUCUGAACUGAGGAAAACCAACCACUUCUACUACUUCAUCAAAUUUACCUUAAAUAUCUACUCUAUGCUCUUCUCGCUGAUGGGUCUUUGUGUGCUGUGUGUGGGGGUGUAUGCCGAGGUGGAAAGGCAGAAGAAUCGAACCCUGGAGGGCCUUUUCCUGGCCCCUGCCGUGGUGCUCAUCCUGCUGGGCCUGGUGAUGUUUACAGUGUCGGUGGUGGGCAUGGUUGGAUCCCUCAGGGACAACAAGACUCUGCUGCACAUGUUCCUUUGUGUUCUCUGUGUGUUGCUGCUUCUCCAGGCGAUUGGGCUCGUCACAGCUCUCAUCUUUGAAAACAAGACGUCUGCCUUGUUUCAGAGCAGUAUACGAGAAGGAAUUAAACACUACUACGAUGAUCUGGACUUCAAAAACAUCUUGGACUAUGUGCAACAGAAGUUUUCAUGUUGUGGAGGGGAUGAGUAUAAGGACUGGGGAGUCAACCAGUACCAUUUCUGCAAUGGCACUGGUCCACUAGCCUGUGGGGUUCCAUAUACCUGUUGUGUUCGCCGAAAGGUUGGAGAGGUCAUCAACACUCUCUGUGGUUACCAGACUCUGGAGAAACAGCGUGAAACCCUGCAUGAGUUGAUCCAUGUGCGAGGCUGUAUCCAUGCAGUCAACCUCUGGAUGAGUGACAACAUUGGAAUAACCAUUGCACUCUGCUGCGCCAUUGGGCUGCCCCAGCUGCUGGGCAUCAUCCUGAGCUGCAUCUUCUGGAACCUGCUGGUGGACAUGAGUGAGUCGGCCGACAUGGUGGACUUCAAGCUGAAGAAGGCAGAGGUUGAUUACAGCCAACUGGACCUGGCCGGUGCCGGUUGGUGUAUGUGUCUGCCGAGGGACGGCGGCUACCUGCCUGUCCCUGCUGCUGAGCCUGAUCUUGACCCCAUCGAUGUUCACCUGGAGAAGCUCAAGAAGCAGCCGCCUCGCACACAUUCCCAGCUCCGAGAACUGCAGCAGUCCAGAUCGGCCACUGGGCUGGACGAGGUCGACGUUGGCCGGAAGCAGAAAAGGGAACACUGAGCGGUCUUUUUAACCCUUUCUUGCCUUUUGGGUUUUUGCCUUUUUUUUCUGUCAUUGUAAUCAUUGCAUUUGUUGGAGUUGUGUUGCACUACUUAAUGGUUGAACCUGUCAGUCGUUGGAUCAAGAGGAAUUUGGUCAGUUAAAGGGAUCAAAAGUACUUUGGCACUUUGUCAAUGCAUUUGUUUACAACAAAAAUUGAAGGAACAACAUGUAACAUUGGCUUUUCAAAAACAUUUCUUUUGUCUUGUUUGUGGCCGUUGAUACUCAAAGAUUUAUGGCAUUAUUAUCACAUUUUAUUUUGUUUUUUGUUUUUUUUAGCCUUUGAAAUUGAGCUAUGUCUCAUGUGCUAAAGCUUACCUCAGGCUGUUUUGAAAAUAGCCCAGUAGUCAGAGGACAGUACUAUUUGGUGUGUAAAUUUAUGGUAGCUUGAAAAGACGUUUUUCAGUGUCAGAGAAAUAGGAAUAGCCAAGUAUGUCUUGCGUGUAGCGUCUGUGACGGAUGUAUACAGUUUGUGCAUUAUUUGUUUUUAUUAUGAUUUUAAUUUGAUUUUGUGCAAUCAGUGUACAUUGUAAGACUGGUAGAUGUGGAAUAACAUGGGAUGCAUGUUUUGUACUGUAUAUAAAGUAAGUUAAAAGAAAAAAACAAAACAAAACUUCAGUUUACAUGUUAAGGCGUGUGUCCAUAUGGCAUUUGUUUCUGACAGAAAGGCACAUCAUCAAAAAGUGCCUCCAGCAUCUUUUUUGAUGACACUACAUUAACAGAGGGUUCACUACACAGCUUAUAACAAGCUUACAACACAUACAGUGAUAGAAGCACAGCACUAAUCCGCAACAUCAGUGUCCGGUCCAUCAGCUCCCACAAAUGGGAUUAUUUGGAGUGGCCACACAAAAACUAGGAGUACUCUGAAAUUAAAAAAAAAAAAAACAAGAAAGAAAAUCGCUGGGUGCUUUGUUGUUUGUUCAGGCCGCUGCAUGCAGCCACAUACACUCUCUCCUCAUUGGUAACAAUUAAAAAAAAAGAUGCUGGUGCUCAGAAAAAGAGUGCUAUGUGGACACAGCCUUGGGCUCUCAUCAGGGGGGCUUCAGUCAAUUCCAUUUCUAAACUUAACUUUUUAUUCCAUCUUUUAAUGGAACAACUAAAGGGAUUAUCCAGACUACAAAUCCAAUGACAGGCUACUCUAUGAUGGUUUUUUGUAUCUGAGUUAUGCACUGUUUUGAGCUUCCCCCUAGCUCCUGCCUUGUAUCAGCACUACUGUUCUUGUCAAUAAAGCUGAAUUUGUCUACUGA